This is a messenger RNA of Gasterosteus aculeatus aculeatus (three-spined stickleback), 3928 nucleotides long. RefSeq names its product potassium inwardly rectifying channel subfamily J member 9 (gene kcnj9). Gene Ontology annotation, molecular function: inward rectifier potassium channel activity. Gene Ontology annotation, cellular component: plasma membrane. Lineage: Eukaryota; Metazoa; Chordata; Actinopteri; Perciformes; Gasterosteidae. Gene Ontology annotation, biological process: potassium ion import across plasma membrane; regulation of monoatomic ion transmembrane transport. The record is from RefSeq and is a predicted model, not a curated record.
UAUUAGGGAAAAGGGGAUAUUAAGCAAUGGAAACUAAACAUUCAUAUAUUUGCAUUAAAACGAAACCAUCUAAAUGAGCUAAAUUAUACUGUGUCAUUUUGACCGGACAGUACAGACAAUGCAUGUAUGAUAUUACAUUAUUUUUAAACGCCUUUGCAUCGUUCUCUGAGGGCGAAGAUGGCUGUGUUAUCGUAAGGGGAAGCAUGAGGCAGGCUGGGCUGAUGACAGCAUCCUCCACCGCUCAGUGGCUCCACACCUGACCGACUCCAUCAGAUGCACAGAUGAUGGAGCUCUCUGCGCUGCCGGCUCAUCAUCCCGUUGCCACCAUUUCGCAUGUCCACCGCCCGGCACAUGUUCUGCACAGGCCGCUCUAAUUUCACCCCCAUUGUUUGUUUUUGCCGGGGAUUUUUGUGUGUUUUGCUGCUUUUUUUCUUCUUCACGGUCGUCCGUCGGACGCUGCGUGUCCCGUUUAUUGUGCUGGGGGGUGGGUGGUGUGUGUGGGGGGGGGGGUUCGGAUCGAGGUGGUCUUUGUUUCCCUCUUCCCUCCCGCGGAAGCCAACAGGAGCGGACGGACGCAGCGACGCUGGUAAACACCAGCGAUGGGUGCCAUCGAUCCGAGGACGCCAGCCGCAGAUUCUCCUUCUUCUUACGGCAACGCGCCUGUGGCACACCGAGCAGGCUUCAGUCAAGCAAACAAAUGAUCCAAUCAAUAGCCUUUGGACAUCAAUAACCCGCUAAUACACCUGACACACGCACGCACACGCCAUGGCGCUGGAGAACUCGGUAAUCGCCGCACGCCCGGACUCCCUCUCGCUCCCCGUGGAGGAGAAGGGGGACGCGGAGGGGGAAGAGGUGGAGGCCUCCGCCGAGGCCGGAGCCUUCGACCUGUCGGAGGAGCCGGGCCCCGUCGUCGCCUCCGCCGACCCGGCGCAGCCGCCCCCGCCCUUGGCCAAGGUCAGAAAGUCCUUCCAGAACAAGCUGCUGGAGCGAGAGGCCAAAGCCAACGAGCCCAGGAAGAAGACCCAGGGGACGGAGAAGGAGAGGGGGAGAUUCGGCUGGGGUCGGACGCGGCGCAAGCGCCAGCGCUACGUGGAGAAGAACGGUCGCUGCAACGUGUCGCACGGUAACAUGCGGGAGACCUACCGCUACCUGACCGACAUCUUCACCACGCUGGUGGACCUCAACUGGCGCUGCUCGCUCUUCGUCUUCGUCAUGGCCUACGCCGUCACGUGGCUCUUCUUCGGGGCCAUCUGGUACCUCAUAGCGUACUGCAGGGGGGAUCUGGACCAUCUGGGGGAUGAGACGUGGACGCCGUGCGUCAACAAUGUCAACGGCUUCAUCUCGGCCUUCCUCUUCUCCAUCGAGACGGAGACGACCAUUGGCUACGGCCACCGCGUCAUCACCGACCAGUGCCCAGUGGGCACCAUGCUGCUGCUGCUGCAGGCCAUACUGGGCUCCAUGGUCAACGCCUUCAUGGUCGGCUGCAUGUUUGUGAAGAUCUCGCAGCCCAACAAACGGGCGGAGACGCUGGUGUUCUCCAAACACGCCGUCAUCUCGCUGAGGGACGACAAGCUCUGCCUGAUGUUCAGGGUGGGCGACCUGCGCAGCUCGCACAUCGUGGGGGCCAACAUGAGGGCCAAGCUCAUCAAGUCCAAACAGACGCAGGAGGGCGAGUUCAUCCCUCUGGACCAGACGGACAUCAGCGUGGGCUUUGAGACGGGCGACGAUCGUCUCUUCCUGGUCUCCCCGCUGGUGAUCUCCCACGAGAUCGACCUGCACUCCCCCUUCUGGGACAUGUCGCAGUCCCAGCUGGGGAAGGAGGACUUUGAGAUCGUGGUGAUCCUGGAGGGAAUGGUGGAGGCCACCGGGAUGACGUGCCAGGCGAGGAGCUCCUAUCUAGCCGAGGAGGUCAUGUGGGGUCACAGGUUCAGCCCGAUGAUGCUGCUGGCAGAGGGCUUCUUCGACAUCGACUACGGAGCCUUUCAUCACACGUUUGAGGUGGACACGCCCCCCUGCUCGGCGCGGGAGCUCUCGUUGGCUGCAGCCCGGCUGGACGCUCACCUCUACUGGUCCAUCUCCAGCAGGCUGGACGAGGAGCCCACCCUGGCCAACCAGGCGGCCGAGCCGCCGGACAGCGGCUCGGCUGACGGCAGAGGAGGGGAGCCCAUCUUCAUCGUGGGCGAGAUGACGGACAUCCAGGAGCAGACGGGACUGGGCGAGCUGAACGGCUGCGUGGCCACCGACCAGUCGGAAUCAGAGGCCUAGGGCGGACAAUGUUUACAGACCUUCAGUUACUCACCACAAGUUGUGUUUGCAAAGGUUUUCUUUUAAGGUUUCAUUAGGUCCAGCUCUACGGAAUGUUCCAUAUCUUCUGUUACCAUACGGCAGCGUCUAUUUCUUGAUAUUUUGUCUAUUAUUUCUGUUGAUCUUAGUUACAAGUGUGCCACGUGUGUGCUAUCUUUCUUUCUAGGGGGGGUUCUUCAAUCUGUGUUGUUAGCUCCAAUCACCUUUGCCUAUAUUUACAUUUAAAUGAGAAAACUAUGCUUUAGUUGGAGUCAACAAUAGUUUAUCCUGUGGACCACGGCGGAAUGUCCAGAGAAGAUGACACGGUGGUUCUUUGUGCAGAGGAUUGUUCACAUUUAAAAUAAGUGCCGUGCAUAGAUGCUUUAUCUUCACCUGCGCAUGAAUAUCACUAGAUGAUAUCAAAGUAUAGAUGGGAUUGUUGUAACUUCAAAUUCCUUCAGUUAUGAGGUUUAUUGUACAUGAAUCAGGUGUUAAUAAUAGGGGGUGAAGUAACAUCCCACAUCUGCUGGUAUAUCUGUAGAAAAACUUCAUUUGGCAUCAAACCAUCAAGUGGUGUGAGAAACAAUAAAUCUAUAUUCGGCUGAUAAAAGAUUAUAAAGUAGCCAGAGCCGGUUUCCUGCCCUGGGUGGAAACAGUUUGUUAUCUUGUUUACGAGCAGAGUGUGUAGUUUGUUUUGAAGUGGGGUUGUAAGAAGGACUUAGUAAUAGUCAGCGUACUUCCUACAGUAGGUAACAGACCCGAGUACCAGCGCGGGAGCAAAGCAAUGUACUUCUGUGGACGCCAGGAGAAAGUCUUUUAAACAUCAGUUUAAGUGUCGUCCAUAUUUGGAAUGUUUUCACGGCUGAUUAUCUAUUCCCUCUUCAAAGCCACAAGAAUCCUCUGACAAAAGAAUCAUAAGUAAACCCUUUAAAACAGUCACACGAUUAGACAAACUAAGCUCAAACUCGGCAUUCUGCAAGAUAAAAGUGCUGUUUUUGUGGCUUUGAAGAGAGAAAAGGUAACUCCUUAAUUUCUCGUCAUAAAGGGUCGUCUGGGGGAAAUAUUAUUAAUGUAAGUUAAUACAUUUCAUUAUUUAUAAGGUGUCUUUCAGCUGCUCCUGUGCACUACUCCUCAAACUACACUGACUGUGUAUAAGUACCUCACACAGUCCCGCUUCAAAAGGCCUGGACUAAAAUCCUCCUGGAGCACCGGAGAUGAAACCGGUGAGGUAUAUAUAUAUAUUCUAUCUAUAUAUAUAUAUAUAGGCAGGUUUCCCGUGCAGCACAGCAAUUAUCUUAUCUGUCUUCUGUUCCCUGUCGGGUAGAAAUGAAAAUGAAAACUGUCCUGCUCCGUUUAGUCCAAACCUGCUUCUGCUGCUGUUUAGAUACGUGGCCAUUUUUCCUCAAUGUUUUUAACACGUAACACAACACAUCAACUAGAGUUAAUAAACUGCAGUAUAUUACAGAAAGAAACGUGUAUGUGAUACUUUUUACCUCUCUACAUAGUUAUAACAGGGUUAUUCGAAUUUUUGUUAAACUACUCAAUUGUAUAUAAAGACAAAAUUAGCAUGACUCCCACUAGCUGCAUCAUUAAAAUGCAUAAACCUCAUUACUCAGCUGUAAUAAUAAAAAUGUAUAUAAUACAA